AUGCAAUUUGCUGUAGCGCCACCAAGCCCGUCGAUGUUCGCGCCGUCGCCGAGGCCGAGGCCAUUGUCUCCGGUUUUCUGCAAGUGCGCCACCUCCCCUCCGCCACCUCCGUCGCUGUCUCCUCCGCCACCGGCUUUCCCGCUCCAACAUGUGCGGAAGCCACCAGAGGCUGUAGAGUCUCCCAAGGACUCGUCGAUGUUGAAGAGGAAAAGGUCUCUGUUGGGGCUUGAUUCGAUGAGGAUUGACAUUACGCGGCCGAACUUAGGGUUUGAGAGCUGGGGGGCGGCUCCGGAGAUUGAUAGGUGGCGGGAGGUGGAGUCUGAGCGGGAGGGUUAUUCGGUGUGUUGUAAGAAGGGGAAAAGGGCCGGCGUCAUGGAGGAUCGCUACGCCGCCGUUGUAGGUCUUCAAGGGGAUUCCAAGCAGGCUUUCUUUGGUGUAUUUGACGGUCAUGGGGGCGUUCAAGCUGCAGAAUUUGCGGCAGAGCAUUUGCAUAAGAAUGUUAUGAAAGUAGUGACUGAAAAAGGUGAAGAAAUCGAGAGGGCAGUCAUGGAGGGGUACCUCACCACAGAUGCCGAGUUUCUCAAGAAAGAUGUCGGUAGCGGGACGUGUGCUGUGACUGCAUUCAUCCACAAAGGGCAUCUUGUGGUCUCUAAUGCCGGGGAUUGUCGAGCGGUCUUGAGUCGCGGAGGUGUUGCUGAGGCCCUCACUGUCGACCACCGAGCCUCGCUGCUUGAAGAAAGACAAAGGAUUCAGAGUCUGGGUGGUUUUUUAUUCUAUGCACAUGGAGUUUGGAGGGUAAAUGGUUCUCUUGCUGUGUCUAGAGGAAUCGGAGAUAGGGAUCAUAAAGAAUCGGUUAUAGCUAAGCCCGAAACCAAAGUGCUUGAAAUUAGUCCGGAUUGCGAGUUUUUGAUCCUGGCCUCUGAUGGCUUGUGGGAUAGUGUAGGCAAUCAGGAAGCUGUAGAUUUAGUCCGAUCUCUAUGUGUUGGGGUGGACAAGCCGGAACCUUUAUCCGCUUGCAAGAAGCUCGUUGAUUUAUCUCUGAAAAGAGGGUGCCUCGAUGAUGUAAGCGUGAUGGUUGUUCAACUAACUCGAUUCCUUCCGUGA
Molecule: messenger RNA, 1104 nt
Organism: Striga hermonthica
Lineage: Eukaryota; Viridiplantae; Streptophyta; Magnoliopsida; Lamiales; Orobanchaceae
Source: the annotation of a GenBank genome assembly